UUGUAGUAGGAAGUAAAUACGUUGUGUAUUUAUUAUUUUGUAGGUAAUCGUCACUUGAGAUUAAUCAUUGGUCUGUCGGUUGCUAGUGGCCCGUGUGUUCUCAUUUUGGUUCUUGGUGCACUCAUAAUAACCCGUUAUCUUAAGCAACGCAAGGCCAGGAUGUUGAGGCAGAAUUUUUUUUGACAAAACCGUGGACAACUAUUGAAGCAACUCGUAUCCGAUAGGGAUGACAUCGCAGAGAGAAUGCUCAUUUCUCUAGAGGAGCUAGAGAAGGCUACUAACAAUUUUGAUCAAGCUCGUAAGCUUGGUGGUGGAGGGCAUGGCACUGUCUUCAAAGGGAUCUUGUCAGAUCUGCAUGUUGUGGCCAUCAAGAAAUCAAAGAUCAACCAUAAGAAUAUCGAGAGAGAAAUUGGCGAGUUCAUUAAUGAGGUUGCCAUACUCCCACAGAUCAAUCAUAAGCAUAUUGUGAAACUUCACGGUUGUUGCCUUGAGGCAGAAAUCCCUCUACUUGCUUACCAGUUCGUUUCCAAUGGAACACUCAGUGACCAUCUUCACACAGAGGCACCAAGAUCUCUAUCUUGGAAAGAUAGGUUAAGGAUCGCAAGUGAAAUAAGCAAAGCUCUAGCUUAUCUUCACUCCGCUAUUUCAGUCCCCAUAAUCCAUAGAGAUAUUAAGCCUUCCAACAUACUUCUUGAUGAUGCCUUGGUAGCGAAAGUGUCAGACUUUGGAGCUUCACGAUACAUUCCAGAUCAAAUACAAACACCAACUGCAGUGCAAGGAACUAUGGGAUAUUUAGAUCCAAUGUAUUAUUACACACGACGAUUAACAGAAAGUAGCGACGUCUAUAGCUUUGGUGUCCUUCUUGUUGAGUUGCUAACAAGGAAGAGGCCAUCUUUGUGUAUGUCCUCUGAAGGUGAUUGCAUUGUCACACAGUUUGUUGAACUACAUGAUGAUGGAAAUCAAGCCAAAAUAUUGGAUCCACAGGUCAUGGAGGAGGGAGGUAGUGAAGUGGAAGAUGUAGCUACUCUAGCUGUGUCAUGCAUGAAACUGAUAGCAGGAGAGCGACCAACCAUGAGGCAAGUGGAGAUUGUCUUGGAAGCUCUCCAAAGCACCCAAGGAGUGUGUCCUGGGUGA
Messenger RNA from Aegilops tauschii subsp. strangulata, 1134 nucleotides. The record is from RefSeq and is a predicted model, not a curated record. NCBI's taxonomy places the organism in Eukaryota, Viridiplantae, Streptophyta, Magnoliopsida, Poales, Poaceae.